AUGGAGUCAUCAAAACAGUUUGAUUUUAAUGGAUCAGAAUUCUACACGCAGUCAGCAGAAGGGACUCCGAAUGGUGCUCAACCAACCAACCUUUCUCCGUAUUACCCGUUCCCAUUCCCUGGAGGAGCAGGUUCUGUGGCAGGGACAAUGUACGGUACACCACAAGGCGGAUAUGGAAUGUACGCGCCUGGUCCAGGAAGUUCACCUGAAGAAUCAUCCCAAUACACAGAGACGACAACGACGAAAAUCGUGGAAGGGUGUGAAGCAAAAUACAAUCAGAAGGGAAAGAAAAUGAGGAAACCACGAACGAUUUACAACACCGCACAGCUUCAGAUGCUUCAGAAAAAAUUCGACAAAACUCAAUACUUGGCACUUCCGGAUAGAGCCGCGCUGGCUGCCGAAUUGGGAUUAUCACAAACUCAGGUAAAAAUCUGGUUCCAAAACCGGAGAUCGAAACAGAAGAAGUCAAAGGGUGGUACGUCGGACCGUGCAUCAGAUGAGGACGAUGAUACGGAAGAGUCGAAGCCUGAAAGCUCACCGAUGAGCGAUUCGAUGAUGAAUCAGGUGAGCAGUGAACGCCCACUUGGUUCUUCUUCCUCGAUUAAAUCCGAAAUGAAAGAGGAUUAUGGAACGGAUAACUCAAGUCCACCAGUGAAUCACCCAACUCCAAAUGGUCCAAUGAUGCCUGACUGGACGAUUCCAUCUCACAUCCCAACACCUUCAAGCCAACAUCUUCCACCAGUCAGCACGAUUCCAUCAAUGGCUCCAGUUGUUGCAAUUCAUGGAUACGAUAUCAAAUAUGAAGAUAAGCACCAUGUAGUAAAUCCAUAUGAUAUGCCACUGCCGGCUUAUCCUUCUUACUAUUUCCAACCUGCAUAUCAGCAGUACUAA
Caenorhabditis briggsae is the source of this 891-nucleotide messenger RNA. RefSeq names its product Protein CBR-CEH-43 (gene Cbr-ceh-43). Gene Ontology annotation, molecular function: DNA-binding transcription factor activity, RNA polymerase II-specific; RNA polymerase II cis-regulatory region sequence-specific DNA binding. The transcript is spliced from 5 exons. Gene Ontology annotation, biological process: regulation of transcription by RNA polymerase II. The record is from RefSeq and is a predicted model, not a curated record. Lineage: Eukaryota; Metazoa; Nematoda; Chromadorea; Rhabditida; Rhabditidae. Bases 1 to 891 code for a protein of 296 amino acids.